CAAUAGUGUUUCAGACGCCGCUUGUUUGAAUCGUGUUGGUGAUUAUAUGCAAAGCUUUUUAAGGAAACCGCCGAACUCUUAUCGAUAAGAUGAGGAUGCCAGAAAUAGCCCGGAAAGAUCUUCACAUUGUUUUCAGUGAAGAAGAUCUACCAUACGAGGAGGAUAUCUUACGUAAUCCAUUUUCAGUCAAGCACUGGCUCCGGUAUAUCGAUCACAAAAAAAGCGCUCCAAAGAAUGCCAUCAAUAUCAUCUAUGAAAGAGCCCUGAAAGAAUUGCCAGGAAGUUACAAACUCUGGUACAACUACCUAAAAUUAAGGAGACGUCAGACUAAGGGUCGUUGUGUUAUUGAUCCAAUUUUUGAGGAUGUUAAUAAUGCAUUUGAGCGAGCUCUGGUGUUCAUGCACAAGAUGCCAAGAAUAUGGAUGGACUACUGCCAGUUUUUGAUGGAUCAAAAUCUUAUCACCCGCACUCGCCAGUCUUUUGAUCGUGCCUUGCGUGCACUGCCUGUUACCCAACACCACCGCAUUUGGCCCAUUUACCUUACAUUUGUGAAAAAGCAUGAUAUUCCAGAAACUGCUGUGAGGGUGUUCAGGAGAUAUUUGAAGUUGUGCCCAGAAGACACUGAAGAUUAUAUUGAGUAUUUGUCAGACAUUAAUCGGCUAGAUGAAGCAGCUCUCAAGUUGGCUUUCAUUGUUAAUCAUGAUGAUUUUGUGUCCAAACAUGGUAAAUCCAACCAUCAGUUAUGGAAUGAGUUGUGUGAACUGAUUUCUAAAAAUCCAGAUCAAGUGAGGUCAUUAAAUGUUGAUGCAAUCAUCCGGGGUGGACUUAGGCGCUACACAGAUCAAUUGGGUCAUUUAUGGAACUCAUUGGCUGACUACUAUGUCCGCAGUGGUCUUUUUGAAAGGGCCAGGGACAUCUAUGAAGAAGCUAUUCAAACAGUCAAGACAGUUAGAGACUUCACCCAGGUGUUUGAUGCUUAUGCCCAGUUUGAAGAACUUAGCCUGAGCAAACGCAUGGAGCAGGCUGCAAGCAACCCAAACCCAACUGAAGAAGACGAUCUUGACUUGGAACUCCGCCUUGCUCGGUUUGAGCAUCUCAUGGAGCGACGCCCACUUCUGUUGAACUCUGUAUUGCUACGUCAAAACCCACAUAAUGUCCAUGAAUGGCACAAGAGAGUAAAGCUCAAUGAAGGCCAACCACAUCAGAUUAUUGCCACAUACACUGAAGCAGUGCAAACUGUUGAUCCAAAACUUGCUGUUGGAAAGUUGAACACUCUAUGGGUCUCAUUUGCCAAAUUUUACGAGGAGAACAACCAGCUUGAUGACGCUCGUGUUGUUUUUGAAAAGGCUACACAAGUUGCCUAUGUUAAAGUGGAAGAUUUGGCAGCAGUGUGGUGUGAGUGGGCAGAAAUGGAAAUUAGACAUGAGAAGCCAGAAACUGCUUUGAAACUCAUGCACAAAGCCACAGUAAUGCCCAAUCACAAAGCUGCUUACCAUGAUGAAACUGAAACUGUUCAAAAUAGGCUGUACAAGUCCUUGAAGUUGUGGUCUUUGUAUGCAGAUUUAGAAGAAAGCUUUGGCUCAUUCAAAUCCUGCAAAUCUGUGUAUGACAGAAUAAUAGACCUAAAAAUAGCAACACCACAAAUUAUUAUCAAUUAUGGUCUGUUCCUAGAGGAACAAAACUACUUUGAAGAGGCUUUCAAGGCAUAUGAGAAAGGCAUUGCUCUGUUCAGAUGGCCUAAUGUGUAUGAUAUUUGGAAUACUUACUUAACAAAAUUCUUAAGACGUUAUGGUGGCACCAAAUUAGAGAGAGCCAGAGAUCUCUUUGAACAAUGUUUAGAAAAAUGUCCACCCAAAUUUGCCAAAGCUCUAUAUCUUCUAUAUGCCAAACUUGAAGAAGAGCAUGGUUUAGCCAGACAUGCCAUGGCAGUUUAUGAAAGAGCAACAGGGGCUGUUCAGCCAGAGGAAAUGUUUGAGAUGUUCAACAUUUACAUUAAAAAAGCUGCCGAGAUUUAUGGUGUACCUAAGACGCGACAGAUAUAUGAAAAGGCUAUUGAAAUGCUGGAUGACAACAAUUCUCGUGAAAUGUGCAUGAGAUUCGCUGAAAUGGAAACGAAGCUGGGCGAGGUGGACAGAGCUCGAGCCAUCUAUGCCCACUGUGGCCAGAUUUGUGAUCCAAGGGUAACUGCUGACUUCUGGCAAGCUUGGAAGGACUUUGAAGUGCGGCAUGGAAAUGAAGACACUAUGAGAGAAAUGCUCCGUAUCAAGAGAAGUGUUCAAGCAACCUAUAACACUCAGGUGAACAUGAUGUCAGCACAGAUGGUGAAUGUUUCUGGAUCAGCUGGCACUGUUGCUGAUCUGGCUCCUGGUGUGAAAGACGGCAUGCGUAUGCUUGAAGCAAAGGCAGCAGAAGUUGCACAGAUGGAGUCGCGGCUGGUGAUCCCCAAGGGUGGCAACAUUCUGUUUGUUCGUGGUGAAACUCAAGGAGGAGACAGAGAGGGAGCCAGAGUUGCCAAUCCAGAUGAAAUUGACAUUGAUGAAGAGGAAGAGGAAGGUUCAGGAAGUGAAGAUAGUGGAAAAGAGGAAGAAGCCAUUCCACACAUACAGAAGCAAACAGUUCCAUCAGAAGUGUUCGGAAGUUUAAAGAAAAAUGAUGAUGACGAUGAUGAUUAGGAGGAGUGCGGUGUGUCUGUUGUACAUUUUUGCACAUAAUGAACUAUGAAAAUAAAUGAAAUGAAUCAACGCAAA
Thrips palmi is the source of this 2747-nucleotide messenger RNA. It is a transcript of the gene fand, whose product is annotated as pre-mRNA-splicing factor syf1 homolog. The coding region runs from base 90 to 2672 and encodes 860 amino acids. The transcript is spliced from 19 exons. Gene Ontology annotation, molecular function: protein binding. The record is from RefSeq and is a predicted model, not a curated record. Gene Ontology annotation, cellular component: Prp19 complex; post-mRNA release spliceosomal complex; U2-type catalytic step 2 spliceosome. Lineage: Eukaryota; Metazoa; Arthropoda; Insecta; Thysanoptera; Thripidae. Gene Ontology annotation, biological process: mRNA splicing, via spliceosome; generation of catalytic spliceosome for first transesterification step.